AUGUCUUCCACUCCCACUCCAUCAUUCGUCGCCGCCACCAAAGCUCUCGACACGCCCGAGCUGCUCGAGCGCAUCCUCCUCCAUCUCCCUACCAAAUCGCUCUACGGAGUCACGCGCGUCAGCAAGUUCUGGAAAGCCUCGAUGGCCGCCUCCCCCGCUCUCAACGCCCGCCUUCACCGCCCACUCGAGGAGGAGGAGAUGUGGAUCAUCUCCGACGAGGACAAGACAUUGACGCGUCUCGAGGGCUAUCAGCUCUUCAAAUCCGGCUCCAGCACCAUGGCGCCUGCCCUCCUGAACGAAAUUCUCUUCGAGCCACAGCCCACGGGAAACAUCUUCGCCAGUUAUAACCAUCCCUUCAUGCAAGCGAAGCUCAAUAUCGACCUGACAAAGGUGACGAAGGAGUCCACGUGUCUGGAGCUUCCGGUUUCGUGGGGUCCAGCGAGGCUCAUGGGGCUACAUAUUCGGGCAACGAAGGACGGCUUGGUCCACGAGAACUUUGGUGUGAGGUGUUGGGUGUACGACACGCUGUUGAUGCGGCAAAUUUGGGAGUAUACGACCGCCGAGGGAUUGAAUGAGCAUGCGAUCGAAGUCAAAUGGAUGAUCCAGCCCGUGGUGUCGGAGAGUCUGUUGGAAGCAGUGAGGAGAACAGGAGUAUGGCACUAUCCCAUCAUUGCCAAGAAGGAGGGAAAGGACAUUUUGGAGAAGAUUGUGGAGUUUCUUCCACUGGAGGACAAGAAGAGGAUGAAGCAGGUAUGCAAGUGCUUCCGCGAGUACAUUGUGCUGGAGGGGAACGAGGGUGGAGAUGAGACGUUGUCGGAGGCUCCCGAGGAGACAGAAAGAGAGGGCGAGGACCUGGAGUUGGUGGAGUGA
Molecule: messenger RNA, 870 nt
Organism: Cercospora beticola
Lineage: Eukaryota; Fungi; Ascomycota; Dothideomycetes; Mycosphaerellales; Mycosphaerellaceae
Molecular function (GO): protein binding
Source: RefSeq, a predicted model, not a curated record